GAUCAAUCUAACGGUGAUAUCAUGACAACUUCAUAUUAAAGUAUAUAUAUACUUAUACGCAUUCGAUAUAUCAUGUGAUUGUAUUCUGACAUAUUGGAUUUAAGUGAAUAAGAAUACGUGUAAAUAGAUUCUAACCAACUGCAACAACAAGAAGAAUUUUUGAGGUUUUUAUUUACGUAAACCGUACAAAAAGACACAAUAAUGUUGUGCAGAACUAUUGUGUUAUUGACACUUUGUGUUGUGUAUCUUUGUGAGGCGGCUGAUCCUGUUUUAACACCACAGACAUUAACUGAUAGUGUUCUUAAUACAGCCGAUAGUAACAGCAAUAUAGUAUGGUCUGAUUUACCGGAAGGUCAAACGUACAAAACGGAUGCUACUUAUGAUGAUGGCGGAAUGGGACCGCUGUUUGAUUUUGCCAGAAAUUUCAUUAAUACUGUGUUUUCUGGUGGAUUUCCGUAUGAUUUCAUCGUAGAUGUAAAAGAUGGCAAUUUUGAUGUCACUCGAGAUUAUAUGCAGGUGCUAAGCUUAUUCGGUGGUUACGCAGCAGCUAUAGUCAUUGGAUUUCUAUUCAUUAUCAUAUUUACCAUAGUUGGUUGCUGUUUUUGUUGCUGUCGAUGUUGUGGAAAUUGUGGCGGGAAAAUGUUGCAUAAGUCAUCCCCCAGUACAUCAUGUAGACGUAAAGUGUACAGCGUCAUCUUAUUGGUUCUUGUUGUGUUUACAGGCGUUGGAUGUAUUUGUAUUUAUGUUUCCAACGAUCGAAUGACUACGGCUAUUGGUAAAUUUGACAGUACCGUUGGUAAUAAUCUGGAUGAUGUUGAUUUGUUCCUCAACAAUACGGUGACGCAAGUAAAACGUCUUUUAGACAAUGAUCUGAAUUUCACAUUUGAUGUCCUCUUUAGAGAUUUAGACAACGUGGAUGUGUUAGUUGGAAUACCCGUUAGAGAUAAGUUUGAUCAAUCGGCUGGCAUUAAUGCCAUCUUUACUCAAGUAGGAGGUCUACAAACAGAUGUGAAUACAGUUAUAUCUAAGUUUGAUACUGUCGACAGUGACCUUACAAAUCUCAAGAGUAACUUUUCCGCCUUCAAGACUGAUCUAGAUAAUUGGAUAACUGAUUAUGAAACUACAAGAGCUACUUGUCCCGACGGCCCAUCAGUGUGUAAUUUGUUUAUCAAUGGCAGUAAUCUAUCUCCUCCAUUUGAUCCUAAUAAUAUUGAUAUUUCGUCUGUUAAAACUGAGAUAGACAACGUAAGAAGCCAGGAUAUGUCCAGUUUAGUUCAAACUGCAAAAGAUGAAUUUAAUGGUAUUCCCGAAAGAGUGAAAAAUGAUUCUGCUUCAACUAUUCAAGACCUGAAGACCACCGUCACCAACUAUAAAGGGGAAAUAACUCCAAUUAUCGACACGAUAGAAAAGUUCCAAACUGACGCUUCUGGUAGUCUUAACAUAGAAGAUAUUAAGAAACUAGUGACUGAAUAUAGUGACCUGGCCAAACCUUAUGAUAAAUACAGGUGGUAUGGUGGCGUUGGCUUGACUAGUAUUGUUUUAUUGGUUGUUCUAUUAGAAUUUCUCGGAUUAGCCUUUGGUGUAUGUGGAAGUAGUUCGGACACCCUCCCUACAGAGAGAAGCUGUUUAUCAAAUGCUGGCGGAAACAUGCUCAUGGCAGCUGUUGGGUUUAUUUUCAUUUUUUCUUGGCUCUUGAUGUUUCUGACAACACUGACAUUUUUAAUUGGCGCUCCUGCUGAAAAGUUUAUAUGCGAACCACUGUCUGAACCUGAGCUAGAAACAAUACAAAAGCUUAUUGAUAAUUUUGGUUUAUUGGGUAGUGGCAAUGAAUCAUAUUUAGGCAAGACUUUGUUGAAUGACCCCAAUGUUGACCUGAAGAUUGGCACCGUCCUGAAAGAUUGUGGUGAUGGAAAAACAGCCUAUACUGCUUUCAAACUGAAAUACAUGUCCGGAUUCAAUCUAUCUAUCAUCCAAAACUAUAAAAGUCAACUGGACAUAGACAGCAAACUGAACAGCUUCAAUGUGGACUUCAGUACAAUUGAAGUGGCCCCCGCAUCAUUGAAAGAUAACAUGCAGAAUUUUAAAAACAGUAUAACCAAUAUGAAUUUUACUUCUUACACAGAGGAGUUAAAUAAAAAUGUAACAGGUGAUGACUUAACGGCUUUCAUUACGGGUUUAACUGCUGCUAUUAAUGCUGCAAGCCCAAGUACUUUUAAGACAGACAUGACGACGCACCGAGACGAUUUAAUAACAAUUAGAGACGGUUCGUUUAGUGACGCAGUUGCUUCUAAGAAUACACUGGCGUCAAGCAUGAGUAGUCUUGAAACAUCUGUGGGAGGUAUACCGACAAAGAUUGAUACUCUAUUAGCCAGCCUUAAUACAACUCAAGAAUUCUUAAAUACCAAUGGCAGCACUGUAUUGACUAAUGUUCUACGAGACUUUGUACUGCGGGUAUUUACAAUCACCGAUGCUUUAGUAAAUCGUGCUAUUUCAGGGCUAGAAAAUGAUGUAGCGAAAUGUACACCAGUAUAUAAUCUAUAUCAAUCUGUGGUUGUUAUUGGUUUCUGUAAAUAUGUCAUCGAUGCCUUCAAUGGUUUCUGGUUCUGUAUUGGUUGGUGCCUUUUCUUCUUUGUACCAAGUACAAUAUUUUCUGUGAAACUAGCAAAACAUUUCAGAAGAAUGAAGCAACUUGAUAUGUACGAUGCUACGCUACCAACUAAAAACGAUGAUCAUAAUAUGAUCGGUGGAAGUCCACCACCAGCAUAUGCAUUUGGAGAUGGAAACAAAGUUGGCCACUCUGAUAAAUUUUAAGAUCGAUACAGAAAAGAUACCAGCAAGUGCUUUGUAAGAAUCUGUCCAUGACGUCAUAAUACUGCUGAAUUUCAAUGUCUGACGAUACAUACGUUGCGAUGAAUAACACUAUAGCCAAUUAUAGUAAAACCAGAUUUUAAUUGUGUCACUAUUUAUAUCUUUUAUGUUGCACUUCGUUGACAUCUCACAUUCAGAUGUUAUUUCGUUUCGUUUUAUUUUGAUGGUACCACAUUCGUAUCUGUUAAAUUUUUUUGAAGUGCGUGUUCAGAAAAAUCAGAAGAAAAAAAACAAAUAGCAUCAUAUAUCUCAUUUGUUUUGGAAGACGGCGCUCAGAUCAGGCGAACUUCUUGACUAAAUAAAUUGUCCGUAUUCGUAUACUGUGCCGCGUAUUGCGGUGAAUUAUGCGAGUGCGAAUUCGGAUUGAUAAGUAUGAAGAUCUUUUCUUGUGCGAACAGUUUAAUGAUAGAAAUUGCCUUGAUUACAAUGUAGUCUAAAAAAUAUUAAAUAAAACGAAACGAAUAUUUUAUCUAAUUUUAACUAAGCUCGACUAAUUACAAACAAUAUUUUAUAUUUUGGUUUAUGUCUACGUACUGUCAUUAACUUGAAAGACAGUAAUGUUAUCAAACAAAAUCCGUCCUAAAAUAUAUUUUUGACACGAUCGUAUGUGCAAUUCAGUAUUAUUUUUUUUAUUUCUUUACAAUUUUACUUUCAAAACAUUCCGUUUUAAACAAAUUGAUAAAAUUGUGAUGUCUAGCCCAGACAAAAACACAAUUAAGGUGAUAAUAGAACGUCCUGAUAUUGGUGGAGUGAUAGAAGAAAUGUAUUCGAUGAUUGGCAUGUAGAGUGCUAUUACAAUAUACAUUCUUGAUCAUAUUAUUAUUAUUUUUAUUUCUGCAUGUAAUUAGUCUAGACAAGAAAUCGCUCUCUGUUUUUCCGUUAAAUUUUGUUAGCAAAAAAAAAAUAUGUAAUCGUAAUUGAGAUAGGUGUUGUUUUUUUUUAGUGUGAUUCAGCUUUGAUUUUCACUACCAACCUUAGAAAGCCUUGUUUGCGGUUAUUAUUUUCCCUAUGAGUGAAAAAAGGGGACUUUGAUUAAAGUCUGUAUUUACAUUAAAUUUUGUUAGUAAUCUGAAAACUAAAACUAUGUAAUCAGAAUUGAGAUUGUUUUUGUUUGUUUGUUUUUUUAAUUUGAUUCAGCUUUACUUUCCACUAUAAUCCUUAGAAAGCAUCUUGUUUGCCAUUAUUAUUUGUCCUAGGAGUGGAAAACAGCUACUAUAAUUAAAGUCCCCCUGUAAGGUUGUACCUAAGUAGAACCCUCACCAUACUGUACUGUUUUCUCCUCUUCCUUCCUUUUUAAAAUUUUAUUUUAGAAAGGCUAUCAAUAUAGAUAAACAUAAUUUUACCCUCUUUUACAUUAUUUCUCUGUUAUAAUUUGACCGGCGGUUUUAAAAUAACAUAUUAUAUUAGAUAAACUUCUAUUAUUAUAUUAAAGUCACUGGUCGUCAUUUGCUGGACAAUAUUUAUUAUUUAAACAUACAUUAUGCAAGAGCUAAAUCUGUCAAUUGCAGGUCUUUCUUUAGGCCUGAAGUGUUAUCUAAAUUAUUAAUUAGACAUUAAUUAACUUAUCAAGACCAUAAACAACUCUCGAUGGCAUCAUCAGCCAGCGAUAUUUACUGGAUUAAAACCCGGUCUGCUGCUUCUGAUUAAAUCAAAAAAUGGAUAAUCGAGAUUAUGUUUUUUUUUAUCGUUCCGACUUUAGUAAUGAUGAUCGAGGCUAGGCCCAAAAUUCCCUUUACAUUAUCGUUUUUAACUAUUAUAGUGAGAACUACCAGCUCUUUAAACGUUGACAAUAUUGUAGUUUGAAAGGGAUUCAAAAUACCUCAAAUGACGACCAGGGACUUUAACUACGUAUUAUUCUUUGUUUGCUCACAUUCUAGAAUCUGAUUGGGAUUAUUUUGCUGUGUAUUUUUAUGAUUUGAAUUUUUGUUUAUCAUUAUAAAUGAUAAUAUAUGUACAUAUCAAUUUAAUGUCUUGAUGUGCCACUUACACCAGAACUUCAACUUAAUUAUAAGACCUACAAUAUACAAUUGUUAGUUUUGGCAAACACUUUCCAAAAGAUUGUAGUUUUAGUUUGUUUCCAAAAGAAUAUAAUAAAGAACUAAAUAUAUUUGAUAGAAUGAACACUUAUUAUUAAACGUGUAUUAUUUUACAGUAUACUGGUCAUAUAUAUUAAAAGCGCUAAACCUAUUUGAUUUACGUCAAAAUGAAAUAUUAAAUUGGGUUUAUUUGACUUGUUAUUUCGAUUAAUUAUAGAUCAGGAUCUAAACGAUUAAUUUUUUCAUGCGAAAGAUUAAAUAGUAAUUUGUUUUCUAAAUUUAGUUUCAUUUUUGGCUCACUCUAUCGAUACAUAAUCACUUAUACAGACUUUAUAUCCAACAACACAUCAAUAACUUUCACUUAGUAAUAAUUAUGUGAUCACGUCAUCACGUGUUCAGCAAUUGACUGUGAUAAUUUUGAGGAAUACUUUUAUAAUGAAUGUACAUGUACUUCACACUGAAUAGCCAAAGAAACGUUUAAUUUUUCGCAUAUAUAUGUAUAAAUUGCUAAUAAUGCCGAUUCCGUAAAUUGUUCCUAUUUAGUAAUAUAACAUGUGUGUAUAAGUAUACUUGAAUGUCAUUUGGUAUUAUUUGUACACCUGCGACAUUUAAGCAAUUUAUGGAUCCCUGAAAUAUUGUAUUCAAGGGAUGUCCCAUAUUUUCUUUUUUAUUAUUGAAAAUUAGAUUUAUCUAAUUGGCGCAAGAUCAAAUGCCAAAUAUCAUUUAAAGAUGUUAUUGUGCGUUUCUUUAGCUUUUGGGUUCACUUAUAAAUAAAUGCACAGUUCUCACCCGUGUUUAUUGCAAGGUGUGCAUAAUGUUAUUAACAUAUUAAAAUUAUAACUACGGUUUCCUCGUGCUAUCAAAUUAACUGUAUCAGUGUGGUGUAAAUGUAGUCUUAGACGAAACGUUACUCAACAGAAUAUUCAAAUAGAAAGUUGUUUAAUUGUUAAUUAAUUAUUCAUAUAGUAUUAAACAGAAUCGAAAUUAUAAUUCAAAAAUAACUUUAUUUACAUUUUUGGAAAAUAACUUAUUCUGAGUUCCGAGUAGCUCCAGUUAUAUUAUACCGAUACCGAUAUAUAUAGUUUUUACUAUGACAAAGUGCAAUAAAAACAACAUUUUAAUGUCAGUGUCCGAGAAAUACAUUGGAUCUUUGACAUUCGGACAUACAUCUUAAUAUCAUAAUAUUUGUAUCUAUUUAGAACUUUAUAUUGAUCAUGUAUUUUCAUGAAUACAAUUGUGAAGAAUUAAAUUAAUAUCCAUAAAUCUAACCAAUGCUCUACUUUUUAUAUAUUUGAUCAACAUUUCAUAUUAAAUCCACUCCUUUUAUUGUACAAAAAAUGAUACUAUAAUAUUUUUAAUACUGUGAAAAUAUUCCAUAUAAGCAGUUGUUAUAAAUCCACCUUUGUACUGUUAAAAAAUCUAUAAUAGUUUAAGCCUAGAAAGUGAUAUUAGGCGAUUUAAAUCAGAGACCUGUAUAUUAUAUUUUGUUGAAUAAAUUUGGUGUUUA
This is a messenger RNA of Patella vulgata (common limpet), 6411 nucleotides long. RefSeq names its product prominin-1-A. The coding region runs from base 202 to 2811 and encodes 869 amino acids. The record is from RefSeq and is a predicted model, not a curated record. Lineage: Eukaryota; Metazoa; Mollusca; Gastropoda; Patellidae. Gene Ontology annotation, cellular component: membrane. The transcript has 27 exons.